Raphanus sativus (radish) is the source of this 1817-nucleotide messenger RNA. RefSeq lists its product as uncharacterized. Gene Ontology annotation, molecular function: mRNA binding. Lineage: Eukaryota; Viridiplantae; Streptophyta; Magnoliopsida; Brassicales; Brassicaceae. Gene Ontology annotation, cellular component: cytoplasm. The transcript is spliced from 3 exons. The record is from RefSeq and is a predicted model, not a curated record. The coding region runs from base 706 to 1608 and encodes 300 amino acids.
UCUCCCACAUCGCUUAUCAAAGCAGAGAAACUCGUGUUCAUAGAGCGAUGGAGUCACGAAGUUGAUUGUCCCUUCGGGGACAUCCGAUAAAAUUGGAACGAUACAGAGAAGAUUAGCAUGGCCCCUGCGCAAGGAUGACACGCACAAAUCGAGAAAUGGUCCAAAUUUUUCUUCUUCAUCUGUUCUUCAAGGUUUUCGUUUUAUCCAGUCUCAGUUCAAUUCUUAGAUGAAUAUCCGUGUGAAAUAUCCCCUCAGUUCGAAUUUGAAAUGACUCAGUUCUAAAAAAUUAUAAACCCUAAUUUUAGUGGAUGUUAAUCGAAUGUUGAGCUCGGUGCUGUAUUUGAAAAUUUAAAAGCUCUAAUUUCUGCAGUUUGUUUUAAUUUUUACGGCGUUUAUCGUUGCAACUCCGGUGAUCGGAAACCUAAUUCCCAAUUCUCGGUUCGACUCACCAAUUAAAUUGAAUUUUAAUCAAUCAGUUUUCCGGUUCAAAUCUAACUAAACCGGAAUACUCUCCCAGUUUGGUUAUUCUGGUUUAGCAAAACCGGUUCCUCUCUUCUGUCUCAGACCCUCUCUAAACCCUUUGGCGUCUCCAUCUAAGAUUAGAGAAAGUCCGACAGGUGCUUCAAUGGCUUUCUUUCUUACUGAUCAGAUCUCACAAUUCUAAUCAGUGAAUCCGCCAAAUUUCCAUCUCUCUUUUUGAUUGCCAUGGCGAUUCUGCUCAAAUCAUUUCUCCAAAAUCAAACCUUUUUCAAGACCUCGACCAUUUGCAGAACCCUAGCUUCUUCAUCGCAACCUUACAAGAAGCCACUCUCUGUUUUGUUCGAAGAGGCCGUGGGAUUGAGACCCAAACCCGAAACGAACGAAACCCAAGAAGAAGAAGAGGGCAACGAGCUGAAGAGAAAGCUUUUCGAAUUAGAGAAGAAACUCAUAGAACUGAAGAGCUCAGAACCAGUGAGAAAGAAGAAUCAGAAGAAGGUUGUUGAGACAGUACCAGAGCUGCAAACGGAUAAAAGUCGUAAGCUUUACACCUUGUUCAAAGUCAACGAAGAGGAGGAGGAUGUAGUGGUUAGGGUUUACAAGGAGCUUCCUUUGGAGAUGGUUUCGUUUGUGAAGCUUCUGCACAAACAAGGGUAUCUGAACAAGGCUAAUUUCAUCAGUGGAGAGAAGCUGGAGUUGGGGAGUCUUGAUGAAGAGUAUGCUAGGACUUUUGUUAAGUUUGCAUCUGAAAGAUUUGGAAAGGAUUACCAAGAGAUAGCAAAGUGGUUAUCAGGCAGUGACCUGAAGAACAUUGUGUUAUUUGGCUGCCCAAGCUUGGAAAAAAGAGCCAUAUUCGCUGCUAAAACAUUGCGCAAGUUUUUCGACAUCCAUGAGAACAAUGUGUGUGAGAAAUGCGUGUUAAAAGACAAGUGCAAGUUUCCAAACCAGAGUGUAUGGGAUGGCAAGUCACAGAACUUACAUUUGUCUGUUGUGAUGAAAGUCAUCACACUGUAUCCAUUGGACUUGACUCAUCCAAAGCUCCAAGUUCCUCAAGAGGUACAAGACUCAGUCUCAAGGUUGCUGACCGAGAUUCAAAACCUAAGCCGAACUAUCUGUACCCCUCUUGCGUGAGUUAAACCUUAUAUGGAAGAUUGUUUCUAGUAGAGCGUUCUUGCCAACUUCUAAUGUUAGUUGCAACAACCUGCAACUCUUAUGUUACUGAUCGGAAUGCUUAGUUUUAAUCUUUACCUGCGAUGUUGUUACGUAUUAGAUCUGUUUCAGACUAUCUUUGUUGUUUGAGAACACAAAAAAAUCAUAACAGAAACAUCUCAUUACAUACU